AUGCACAUAAUUGAUGAGCUCUUAUUUCCGAAGCUAAAGAAAAGAAUCGUUGUUGUGUUAUCAAGUACGAGACCGUCCUUGUUGUUGGCUAGCGAAAGAAGAAUGUUUGCGAGAAUCUUUAGACGUGGUCAGGUCCUUUGUGUCGCGAAAAAUUUGCUCGGAAAAAACCGUUCCUUUCACGCGACACUAAGGAAGGAAUCGCCGCGAAUAUUGAUAACAGGUGGGCUUAGUAGUUUGAUCGCUUGAAACGACAUGGCUUAAUACCCGCUCCUGUGUUGUUAUUCAAGAGUUUUUCGCUUCCCUUGGAAUGUCCUUCGACACUUUUUAAACAUUUUUGGUUUCUUAAAUUAUUUUCAGGGCAACACGAGGUGUAAAACGAAACAAAUAGCAUGUAGUUAUAGAUAUUAUUUACCAUGUGUUCAAACUUGGUUCAACUAACGGGGCUAAUAUGACUCCAAUUUCCCGGCUCAAAACAUGCUCUAAGUGACCAAAGAAUGAAAAUCGUUUUCGAUAUAACGGCUUGAACGUUAACCUUCCGUUUGUUUUCACAGGGAGUUUGGGACAACUCGGACGAGGGCUUGCCAAAAUUUUAAGGUAGUUGAUACUAAGUAUAGUUGUAUCCUGUCGAUCUUAAUUGCUAGGAGCCGCGAUGUUGGAUCCUCUUUUGGUCCAUGUAUUCUCUAUUGUCUUUUCUUUUACAUUAGACAGAAACGGAUAGGAAUAAUGGCUUCAUAUUUACUUUGAACUAUUUAUAUAAAUAUUCAGCAGAUGUCCCAUUUUAACACGGAAUGUUAAAAAGUUUGCACUGAGUAAAAAAGAAAGAACAUUUGUGAACGAUUGCUGUUUAUUUGAUCAGCAUUCACGGAAGCAAACAAGAUAGAAACAACUCGCUGGCACAAAGGCCAUUUGUUGCGGUUAGUUAUAAUUUGGAAAGGAAAAGAACAACACAAUUUUUAAGUGACUCUCCAGACAGUUACGGUGUUAGCAACUACAGAUGUAGGAGACAUUUUGAUAACCUGCGAGCAGAGGCCCAUCCAUCUUCCUAGAUAAGUCGGCUUAUCUAGGAAGAUCGAAGGGCCUCUGCUCGCAUGGUCACAUUUUGAUAAUUAGCAGACAUCAUUUUUCAUUAUAAGUUGCCUUUCCAUCUCCCUCCUCGAUCUUCCAAGAAAAAAGAUGAAAUAAAUUUAAGUGUCUCUAAAGUUCAUUUGAGUGUAAUCCUGAUCCCAGAAUCAAUAACACUCUUAUUACUGUCUUGAUACUUAUAAUACCGGAGUUACGUAACCGAGGGUGAUUAAAAAUGCAAAAAAGUCUUUUGAAUAACUUUGUUAUGUAAUAUAUCUUCAUUUCUCAAUUAACUAGAGAAAAAUAUGGAAGAGAUAACAUCAUUAUGUCAGAUAUAGCCAAGGCAUCCUGGGAUGUAUUGGAAAGUGGUAAGUUUCCCCUUAUCUGCUGAUACAUUAAUAAUAAUUUACUUAUUUUCUCCUCGAUGUACCAUUGUAUAAACAUAAUUAUUAUAGCAUUUUUAGUAUAGCACUUGAUAUCAUUUGUGUAUUAAGAAGCAUCAAAAGGCCAAACCACAGAGUCAAAAGUUUAUAAUAUAAUGACCUUUUACUUUGUUAAAGUUUCACUCCAAGAGCAUCAGACUUAAAAACAUUUUGACAUAAUAAUAAUAAUAUUAAUUAAAGUAGCCUGAAUUUCAGACGAUGACCUCGAGUCGUUUUUACUCCCUCAGUUACUGUUGAGGGGAUUACAAACGACUUAAAGUAAUUGUCUGAAAUUCAGGCUAAAUAUUAAGGAUGAAAUUUGAUUAAUAUUUUCAUCUAGGACCAUACAUUUACGCCGACAUUUUGGACUUCAAGAAUCUACAGUCGAUUGUUGUCAAUGAACGCAUUGACUGGUUGGUUCAUUUUAGUGCCAUUUUGAGUGCUGUGGGAGAACAGAAUGUGUCACAAGCCCUACAGGUCAACGUUGAAGGUGUUCAUAAUAUUUUUGAACUGUGUCGCAGGAAUAACUUGCGCCUGUUUUGCCCAAGUACAAUUGGAGCAUUUGGUCCUGAAACCCCAUCAAAUCCAACUCCUGAUCUGACUAUUCAGAGGCCAAAAACAAUCUACGGAGUUGCCAAAGUGCAUAUGGAGCUCCUUGGAGAGGUAAAAUAAUAGAGAGCUUCCAUACUUAAUUGUAAGUCAGAAUUUUUCCAAAUCAUAAAUUUUAUUUAAAGUCAAUAAAUGCAGUGUUACUUGCAGUUUUUUUUAUGGAAUAAAAAUUGACAUUUCAUAAAGAUCAAUAUAAAAGGUCUUACAGUAUAAUGUUACUUUCUCUUCCAGAUUAUAUAUUUAGAUGUAAUAAUAAUAUUGGCUGCACAUGAAUAUAGACCAGCAAUACUUGUUUUAGCUGAUUCAUUCUGCUGGGUAAAAUAAAGUUUUUUUUUUUACUUUACUCUUGCAUAGUACUACCACCACAAGUUUGGUUUGGACUUCCGCUCAGCAAGGUUCCCUGGGGUGAUCUCGGCAGACACUGCCCCAGGGGGUGGUACAACUGACUAUGCUGUCCACAUAUUCCAUGAAGCAUUGCGACAAGGCAAAUACAACUGUUAUCUGCGCAAAGACACAAGGAUGCCGAUGAUAUACCUACCUGAUUGUCUGCGAGCUACUGUUGAGCUGUUGGAAGCACCUUCAGAGAAUCUGAAAAUGCGCACAUACAAUAUCAAUGCCAUCAGCUUCACACCUGAGGAACUGGCCAAUGAGGUGCGCAAGUUCAUUCCCAGAUUAGAAAUGGCAUAUGAACCAGAUGAAAGGCAGGCUAUAGGUGGGUACUACAAGUACUGUAAGGAUAUAACAGUUAUUUCGAUACUAUCUUGCAAACUGCAUUUAAAAGGAAGUAAACAAAAGUAAUUUCCUAUCAAGUGCUGUCAAUCUCAGUACCCAAUAAAAAUUAAAAUUAUAAAUCAUAGUGCUUAAUUUUUUUCAGACUAGUAUAAAAUAUAUUUAGUUACAAGAGGUACUUGGCUUAACGUGGCUCAUAUUUCAUGCAAAGAAAAUCUGCAGAUCUAAAAGGGAAUGUGCCAUUGACUUGACCAAAUAGUGAGUAAAAUUUUUUCUGAGCUGAUUAAUAUUCACUGAAAGGGAAAUAUGCAGGAGAAAUAAUUAUUGUCUUUAAUUUGUUAUUGAUCAUAAGUGUCUUUCAUUUUAGCGGAUAGUUGGCCACAAGUCCUGGAGGACAGCAAUGCACGCAAGGAUUGGGGCUGGCAACAUGAGUAUGACCUCAAUGCCAUGACAAUAGCCAUGUUGGAAGCACUGGCACCAACAGUAAAAUCUUCUGCAGCUCAUCUCCACUAAUCUGACCAAGUAUUGAUUUAAACUCAGUCUUUUUAAAAUUAUUGACAUGCAGAUGCAAAUUUAACCUAAGCUGACAUAACUACAUUAAUUUGUGUGUAUGCAUUCAAUAUAAGUAGCUUAAAGCUGAUUAGGUGUUGUUUAACUGUUAGCAGUCCCCUAUUUGACUGAUAUAGUAUGUGAUUGUUGAGGGCAAUCUCUGAUUCAAAAGGUCAUCAUUAAGUAUUCAUUUGUUGUCCAGUUUCGCUCACCAUUUAUGAAUUCAUUACAAAAUAAAUAGUGGCAUCUUAAACUCUUCAAAUCCUAAAUAAUCAAAAAUAAAAAAUAGGGGGCUAUGAACAUUCCUAGCUGUUCAGAUCUAGAUUUAGAUAUACAUUGUGAGACCAAGUCUGAUAUAGUGACAUUUUGCAAUACUAGCAUAUAUAUUAUUUUUAUUUAAAUGCAAGUAAAAUACCCAGGCAAACAGGUGUGGGCACUAAAAUAAUGGAACCCUUUGUAAACUGCAUAAUUAUAAUAAUUUAUUACUCAGCAUGUAUUAUAUGAUGCAGUAUAGACUAAGAUGACUGUGUUACACUAACAGUGUCCAACACUUGUUAAGUGGGGUAUGUAGAUGUAGUUAUUUUCCUAAAAAAAUAUGAGAAGACUCUCUAGAGGGCUUUUUGAAUUUCAAGACUUUUUCGUUCAUCUUUAUUGUCCCAAAUAGGAAAAGUAUCUUGAGACUUUUUGACAUUGUACUUAAUCUCAAAGUUAAAGUGAUGGUUCUAUUAUAUUUAAUGAAUUAUUUUAUUUAUAACGUAUCUUGUUAUAUUAGUCUUGCCUCACUUUAUAAAAAAAAUGACCAGGGUUCAUUUUAUCUACCAAAUUAUAAUAGUCAUUAUUUUUACAAAAGUUGCACAUAAUAAUAAAUUAUUAUGUUCACCUACAUGUAUUUGCAGACACAAAAACCGCACUGUAUUUCCUCGGAUAAGUGUUGCAUCUCAUCUUACAACCAGCCCUUCAACCCUCUUUACCCAAAUAAAGGAGGUGUGAGGAGUCUCAUAUGUAAGGUACAGGCCCCAGUUGUUCCAAAAUUGGAUAGCAUUAUCCGCUGGAUAAAUCGCUAUCCAUUGGAUUAUCCCCACUGGAUAGAGAUUUAUCCAGCAGAUAGCAUUAUCCACCUUUUGAACAUUACUGGGCCCUGGAUGGUUGUUUUUUCAUCCAGGGGCAUAACUUCCAGACUUUGGUAUCACUUAAAGAGUACUGGGGAUAGAAAUAAAGUAUUCAAUGACAGCGUUUUUAAUGGAAGUAAAAUUACCAUGAUUAUAAAAAUAUAAGCUCUUAACUUGACUGUCUUCACAGUCUUGUUUUAGAAUGACAGAAUGACACUUCGUCUCACGAUAUACUUCAGUGAAGGGUUGGAAAGGGUUAAUAAUGAUUCAUUAGAGGAGUUUUAUUACAGUGUUGAGGAAAUGAAGCUUGAUACAGAUGUCCUUGAGGAAAUUAACAUUUGCUUAACGUGGUCUUGUUCCAAUCUUAAUCAUACAGUCAUGUGCUCGUAUAAACCAUACCGUGUUGUGAUAUGUCAAUGUAAAAUAAAUCGAGAAAUUAGUCAUGGGUGAAUCUUUAUUGAAGGAAAACUUAAACUCCCUCUUCUGAAUAACUACUCCCCCACCCUUCCCCUCUUGGACAAAAAUAACCUUUUCAAUAAGCCCCUGAGUGCUCACUUAUUCUGGGAAAUACAGACCAUAUUUUCAGAAUGUGGGUUGCAUGCAGUCAUUUAGUAAACAUUCCUUGGUUGUACAUAAUCUAUGGUUGAAACACCAAUUCAAGCAAGAGUAGUGUAACCUGUGUAGCAGGUGCUCGGGAGUAAUGGGCAGAAGAAAGAACAUGGCGUACGAGGUAUUCUUUCUUCCAUGCCCCAUUCUUUCCUGUGCCUAUUACUUCCAAGCGCCUGUUGCACAGGCUAAAGCAAAUGUUAUAAUUUGCCAUGGAGGUAAAUAGAGACAUGCAAUUAUUUAUAUACUUUAGGUAACUGACA
Porites lobata is the source of this 5349-nucleotide messenger RNA. NCBI's taxonomy places the organism in Eukaryota, Metazoa, Cnidaria, Anthozoa, Scleractinia, Poritidae. The record is from the annotation of a GenBank genome assembly.